GAGCCCAGUCCUAGCUGCGACCAUAUCAGUCAACGGCUCAACGCGCACAAGCUCUUGCUUCGCAUUUGUCCCCGAGCCAAGAAGCCAAACUGCGAAAGCAUCCGCGAGAACACGCGCUCCGCACGUCUGAAAUCCAAGACCAUCACCAACCCAAAGUCUUGCGCCUUGCCCGGUCCCCGCCUUUUCGGAGAUCGCACCCAAUGGCCGGCUCAACCAAGGUGCUGGCCGCCAUCCUGCUCGUCGACCUCGUCGCCUUCGGCCUCGCCAUCGGCGCGGUGCAGAGCCGCCCCUCGGCGAGGCUGGAGACGGACGAGAGGCAGGAGUGGACCUACUGCGUGUACCGCACGGACGCCGCCACGGCGCUGGGCGGCGCCGCGCUCGCGCUGGUGUUCGUGGGACAGGCGGUGGCCGCCGCCGCCAGUCGCUGCUUCUGCUGCGGGUCCGUGCUGCGGCCCGGCGGCGCCAGGGCCUGCGCGCUCGUCCUCUUCAUCUCCUCCUGGGUGACAUUCGUCAUCGCUGAGGCGUGCUUGCUAGCUGGUCUUUUGCAAUCCGCCUACCACACUGGCUACCGGAAGGUGUUUUUCCAGAACCCGCCGGACUGCGAGACGGUGCGGAGGGGCACGUUCGGAGCCGGCGCUGCGUUUGCCCUUUUCACCUGCGUGCUCACCUCGGCCUACUACUACUGCUUCUCCAAGGCGCGGAUCUACUACCACCGCCCGGAAGCCGCCAUCGGCAUGACUCCGUUGUAAACAGAUUUACCGGUCUCUCUGCAGUAACAGUUUUGAUAGCAACUAUAUAUGUCUGUUAGGUUUUUGCAUAUAUUGUGUUGGGCUGGUAUGUGACAGUUUUUUCAGGACCAUGUAUCUGACUGAGUUGAACUCAAUCUCUACUAAUAAUUAAGAUCCCUCUGUAGACCGCCCCCGCCCCCUAAAACCCCGCGCCCACCUCCGCCCACCUGCGCACGUCGGAAACGUCGCCGCCAAAUCCGCCCACCUCCGCUCGCCUCGAUCCCAAGCCGCAGUCCCGCCUCAGUCCGCCGCGAAAUCUGCGAUGCCGCCCUACCACCAUCCCCACGCCGCGCCGCAAGCCCGCCGCAAUCCCACACGCCCCACACGCCUCUGCAUCCGACACGACCUCCGCGAACCGCUCGCGCCGACCAUUGCCGCACGCCAUGGUGGAUCCAUGGAACCCCGCACGCCUCAAACCAAGCCGCGACCCUUGGCGAACCGCCCUAGCGCCCGCCCUAACGCCAGCACGCGGCAAUCCCGCAAAUCCCAUCGUGGCCACUGCAGCCACCUCAAAUCCGUUGCGCGUCCAUUGCGGCGGGACAAACUCCCUAAUCCUACUCACUACGCCUUACAUUGAUCAUAUCCCCGCAUGCCAACAUCCUCUUUCCCCUACAUUCCCAAGCCCCCGUCCCUGGAGGAUCCAAAGGAAAAGGAGCUUGCCCCUCUGCCGGAGAGGGAGGAAUUCUAAUAUUGCUUCGGUCGCGGGUGCCUCAACCAAGAUUGUGUGAAUUUGGUAAAGGGAGCCAAGGACAAUCAUUUGAGGGUUAAGGGACCUGUCAGGAUCCCUACAAAGGUUCUCCACAUCACCACUCCCAAGUCCCCUGGCGGUAAAGGUAUCAAGCUAUUUCCUAUCCUCUGCUGUUGAAGCUGUUCUCCACAUAACUUGCAUUGGAGCUAUAAUCUGAAUCAGAGGUGAAGGCUUUACCAAUGUACCUUGUUUUAUGUUACCCUGUUUUCUGUUAAGUAUGUUUGAGUCCUUCCAUGGUCCCUUUUCAGCCUUAAGGCAGCCUCCUUAUUCAAUUCACUGAGCAUUUUUUAUCAAAUUAAAUAAUAAUCAUAAGAGAUCAAUUAAGAAAAUAUUAUGCUAUUGUUAAUUUUAUUUUGGAUUCCAUUUUUUUCCUUAAACAGAUUUUUCUUACUACUAUAACAUGUAAAAGUAUUGUAUCUAUCCUGCACCAUGGGAGGUGAUUUUUGUUAUUUUUACGUUAUUAUCUACUCCCUGUGUUCCUAAUUAUUGGUCACUUUGGCUUUUCUAUAGUAUAAUAUUCCAAACUUGUGUGUAUUUCGGGUAUUUAUUGGGGUAGUCUAAACUUUAUAUGCAUACUUCCUGUAUAUAGAGGUUGAUGCUAUUUAUCUAAUGAUAUUGGUAAGGCUUAGCUAAUAGUAUGAUUUGUGUACGGUGAGUUGUAUCCGUUCACAAUUCUCUUUCUCAUAUGAUCCUCGAACCUUCUAUUUUGUAUCUGCCAUUAAGUACAAGAACAAACAGCAUAAAUCAAAUAUUUGCAGUUGUUAAUCUACAGACUGAUAGACGGCACCUUCCGAUCAAUGGCCUUCCAUAUCAUCUGCACGACAUCAUCGGUCUGAGAUGGGUAUUGGUACUCAAAGUGCUUUUCCACUUCCUUUAGCCUGUUCCACAUGCGUGUCCACUCUUCUCGGCUGAUCCCUUUGAUCAGGUUCAUUAGAAACCCCUUCUUUCUCCUGUACAAACGAUAAUAUCUGUUUCAUUAAAGGAAUAGAACAAACAGCUCCAAGUAGAAAUCAUCGACACGCACACCACGCUGGGGCACUGGCCACCAAAUGCGAAACCUGUUCCACGUACUGGAGUGCAGAUAUGGACCCAGAUCUCACAAAGACGCAAACUGCACGGGCGACAACCGACACCCUUGCAUUGUGUAAAAACCCAGACCAACUGCGCACAUCAGGAACAUCCUAAUAUGGCACUGUUGUUG
This is a messenger RNA of Zea mays, 2737 nucleotides long. RefSeq lists its product as uncharacterized. Lineage: Eukaryota; Viridiplantae; Streptophyta; Magnoliopsida; Poales; Poaceae. Bases 201 to 749 code for a protein of 182 amino acids. The record is from RefSeq and is a predicted model, not a curated record. The transcript is spliced from 4 exons.